UUGGUGACCGAUGAAAAUCUAAGGAAAAAGAUCAGGGACAAAGCACCCUUAAAGCUUACAUCGGCUCCGCUGCUUGAAGCACUUGAAACAAUAGAGAAGCUGAAGCUGAAGGAGGAAAAGACUCUUCGCUUUUGCCUUUUCAAUCUACAAAGGUACAUUAAGGAGGAGCAGUUUGCAACCGAGUUCCUUCAGAGAGACGGACUAAGAGAGUUGUGUGAAUAUGCCUUGACAGCGCUUUCUAAUCUCCUUGAUCUUCCAUACGGAUGGUCGACACUAUCUCCUCAAUUUAUUCAUAAAAUCGUGCAAAUUCUUGCCAACCCCAAUAAUCUUGUUAACGUCUGUCGUCCAGCAACCCUAGUUCUAAAAAAGCUGGUAGAUGCGGAUGGAGCUCAAGCCGGAGGCAGCCAAACAGCACCCAAUCAAGGUCCAAUGAAUGGAAGUGUAUAUCGAUUCGGGUUCGACGUUGUAUACGAGCAAAUGAAGCGAGAACGCAAUCUAUUAGAUAUUCUAGUAUCGCGGCUAACCGGAAGUGAAAGCAUGAUGGUGCUUUACAGGUGA
This is a messenger RNA of Acaulospora colombiana, 558 nucleotides long. The record is from the annotation of a GenBank genome assembly. Lineage: Eukaryota; Fungi; Glomeromycota; Glomeromycetes; Diversisporales; Acaulosporaceae.